UUUCCUUUUUUCUUUCUCUUUGAAUAAGGGAAGUUUCCGUCCCUUUUGAUGUAUUAGUAUCUGAACGUGUACCCCGCAAUCUGAAACUAGCAUUGAUCUGCUUCUCUGUCGUCGCCGUAGCUCCGAAGUUCUCGUCAAUUUCAGAAGCGAUCCAGAUAUACUUUUGCCGGUUUUUCCUGGGGAUGGUGAUCAUUGAUCCUUCCUCUCCGGUCAGCACCGAUUCAGACACCGUGAGUGGAGGAAAGAUAGGUUUCUGCCUAUUUUUCCCGAGAAAGGUGUUCGCAAGGCCUUCCUCUGCGGCCAGCACUGAUUCAGACACGAAGAGCGGAGGGAAGCGAUUACUGCUGGAGCUGAAAUUGAAGGUCAAGUCUCGCCCUUACGACAAAAUCAAAAGGAAAGCCAUGCGAGUUCUAUCACUAUCGCAUCUAGGUAUAGAUACUGCUCGCUUUGAUGGAAAAGAAGAGACGCUGACGCUCGUUGGCCAUAUUAAUACAGUUGAGGUGUUGUUCGAACUGCGGAAGAUUUGCGCCAUAGACAUUUUGAGCGUGGCCAUUCUGGCUGCACGAAAUGAUACCGUUCCUACAACAGAGAGAAUCACCGAGUUAAUACUCAUGGAGGAUACUGACCUGGAAACGAAGAGAUCAGGGAUACGGAUAUGUGAAGAGGAACAAGAACAGUCGGAGAAGCAGCAAGAAGACCACCCACCACCAGGACAAGCCGAUUCUCGCAUUUCUCGGGAAGAGGAAUCACCUCUUUCUCAUCCUCCUCCUCCUCCUCCUCCGUCUCUCCCUCUUGCUUCCGAGGUUCGACCUUCAUCCUCGGCAGUCUCACAUCCGUCUCACGAAAUGUCAGAUCAGUUGCAAGCCGCUCCUGAUCAGGUGCCUGAACUUUCAUCCCCAUUUGCUCCAUCAUCUUCGCACAUUUUCCGGACUGAAAGCCCCGCAGAAAUGCCAGCACAGUCGAGCAUUUCUGGGGGAGCUUGCCUUCCCAAGGACAUGAAACUUAUGGAGGAAGAGGGACUGGGUCGGCACGAUCAGCUUUAUGACUCUGCCGUCCACCACCUCCCUUUCAGGCAUCAAUGGCAUUGGUGAGUCCAAGAGGGGUUACGACCUUCAUACCGGAGAACAGGCCAGCCGCCUCAAGGAGAUGGAAGACGCUGCCAUCAUGCUGUGUAACCAGGUGGAGGAGCUGGAGGCCAAGUUGUCAAUGGCCAACAUGUCGGAGCGCCGUCUAAUGGAUAUGCAUGAUAGGACGAAGAGGGAAUUGGCUCUUAUGCGAGAGAAAAUGGACGAGGGGGAUCGUCGGAUCGACUACUUAGAAACUGCGGUUUCCAGAUACCAGAACAGGAUUGUUGUAGCCGAAGCAGAGAAGGAGAAAGCAGAAGAGAGGGUGCGCAGGGCUAGCGCCGAGGGAGGAACCAUGAGUGCACCUCGUCCGAGCCCUGCUGAUCCAAGGAGUACCCCCCGGAGUUUUGUUCCUUCUCCUAGUCCUCGUCUCACGGACGUGGAGGUGUCCAAGGAAAGCGCUCUUUUUCCUGAACUCGCUUAUUUGGACUGACGUCGAAAAAUAAGAGGAUUUGAACUGUUCACGUGAAUAUUCGUCCAGAAGUUUACAAUUUAUAUUAGG
Rhodamnia argentea is the source of this 1626-nucleotide messenger RNA. Its product is annotated as bromodomain adjacent to zinc finger domain protein 2A-like. NCBI's taxonomy places the organism in Eukaryota, Viridiplantae, Streptophyta, Magnoliopsida, Myrtales, Myrtaceae. The transcript is spliced from 6 exons. Bases 183 to 1091 code for a protein of 302 amino acids. The record is from RefSeq and is a predicted model, not a curated record.